Molecule: messenger RNA, 3283 nt
Organism: Durio zibethinus
Lineage: Eukaryota; Viridiplantae; Streptophyta; Magnoliopsida; Malvales; Malvaceae
Product: putative RNA helicase SDE3
Molecular function (GO): 5'-3' RNA helicase activity; RNA binding
Source: RefSeq, a predicted model, not a curated record
UUCAUUUCCAAGUAGCAUUUGGCAAAGCAAAAGUUUUUUUUUUUUUUCGAGAAAUUUAAUUUCAGUUAAAUUUUACAAUAACUUUUUUUUCACAGUUUCUCAUAAGUUUUCUGUUCUUGAGAGACAUAAAACAAACAUAAGUCUCACUGAAAUUCUCAGUUGUCAGUGUGCCUUGGGUUAGAUUGUUCAUUUUAGUCAAUUGGGUUUUCUUUGGUGUUUUUUUUUUUCAUCUGAAGUUCAUAAAUUUCGACAACUUUCAUAUCAACUUUGUUGUGCUUUUGAUCAAAGGAUCUCCGUUAGCAUCAAUAUCGGUCAACUAUGAGUUCAGGUUGGAAAGAUGGUUUGGAUGACGAAUGCUCAGUCAUAAGUGAUAAAGGCGAGAUCGGCUUUAUUGACUUUGCUGAUGAUAAGUCUGUGCAAAGUUAUGACAUAAAUGAAGAGGGGCCAGUAAUGAUCUCAGUUCCAUUUCCUUUCCAUCAAGGGAAGCCUCAAUCCAUUCUUGUUGGACAUACUUCCAUGUGGCCAAUUACAUUAGAGAACACUACUAACGAGCCUGUUGAACUUUGGGGAGUGAGGAUAUUCUGCUCAAAUCCUGCAGAUUCAUUUACUUUGUCUCUAAUGGAACCACCUUCAGCCAAUUCAAAGUUGGAAAAUAAGCAAGGUUUCUUAGAGGGAUACUCUCUUGAGGAUAGAGUACUUCAAUCGCAUCAGACUCUUACCAUUUGGUUGUCUUGCAAGCCAAAGGACAUGGGUUUGCACACAUCUGUGGUACAUUUUGAUGUAGAGGAUAAUAGGAUUGAACGUGUGGUCUUUCUGUUGGCUGAAGAUAAUAUCUCCCAGUCUAUUGCUUCUACCAUACCAUACAGACGAGCUCCAAGAAGAAAGCAAUUUGCCGUGGAUAAGUAUGUGGUUUCCUCUCGUCCUGCCAGGCCAGCAACCCAAAGAUAUAGAUGGAAUAAGCUCUCAGAAUAUCCAAUUCCAAAAAAUAUCAGAGAGUUAAUAGAGAAUAAGCAUGUGCCUGAUGUUCUUUCAGAAGGUUUGACUAAGGAGAAUUAUGGUGCUUUCUUCAGUACGUUGCUCAUAAUGGAAGAGCUGCAUCUAGAGGAAGAUAUGAGAUCUCAUAACAUGGAACAUGUCAUGAUGAGGAGGAAAGGACUGCAGUUGCUUGCUCUUGAGGUCCCUGGGCUAGCUGAGAGGAGGCCUUCACUUGUACAUGGCGAUUAUAUUUUUUCGAAGAAUGCCUCUGGCAAUUCAGAUGAUUCUGCAUAUCAGGGCUACAUCUAUCGUGUCGAGGCUGAUGAAGUGCUCUUGAAAUUUGCAAAAGAAUUUCACACCCUUCACCAGGAUGGAAACUUAUACAAUGUUCAUUUCACAUAUAACAGGGUCAACAUGAGGAGGUUGUAUCAAGCUGUUGAAGCAGCAGAGACUUUACCGGACAAUAUUCUUUUUCCAUCUCAAUCAACCAAAAGGACGUUGAUGAAAGCAGGCCCAUUUGUGCCUUGUACUGGUACUCUGAAUGAGGAGCAGAUGCAUUCUGUUGAGAUGAUACUUGCUUGCAAAGGAGCUCCUCCCUAUGUGAUUUAUGGGCCCCCUGGCACUGGUAAAACCAUGACUUUGGUGGAAGCAAUUCUGCAGAUAUAUACAAGAAGAAAAAAUGGCCGGGUUCUUGUAUGUGCUGCUUCAAAUAGUGCUGCAGAUCACAUAUUAGAGAGACUUAUCAGUAACGAGAAUGUGAAAGUUAAAGACACUGAAGUAUUUAGGCUAAAUGCUACCAGCCGUCCCUAUGAGGAUGUUCCACCUGAUUAUAUUCGCUUUUCCUUCUUUGAGGAGUCCGUUUUCAAAUGUCCUCCACUGGAAGCCCUCAAGCGCUAUAGAAUUAUCAUAUCAACUUACAUGAGUUCAUCUCUACUUCACGCAGAAGGUGUGGACCGUGGUCAUUUCUCCCACAUUUUCCUUGAUGAGGCUGGCCAAGCAUCAGAACCUGAAAGCAUGGUUCCUAUUGCUAACCUUUGCCGAAAGGAAACAGUUGUUGUCCUUGCUGGAGAUCCAAAGCAGCUUGGUCCUGUUAUUUUUUCAAAAGAUGCUGACGCAUUUGGAUUAGGAAAAUCUUAUCUUGAAAGGCUUUUUGAGUGCGAAUGCUACUCCAAUGAAGAUGAUAAUUUCAUAACAAAGUUAGUGAGGAAUUAUCGUUGUCAUCCAGCAAUUCUAGAUCUCCCUUCGAGGCUUUUCUACAAAGGCGAGUUGAUUGCGUGUAAAGAGGAUAAUUCUUUCUCAAUAACUUCUAAGGUGGAUUUCUUUCCAAAUAAAGAAUUUCCCGUUCUAUUCUUUGGCAUUCAAGGCUGCGACGAGAGAGAAGGCAAUAAUCCAUCAUGGUUUAACCGAAUUGAAGUAAGCAAGGUCGUCGACAUCAUCAAUAAGUUAAGAGCAAGCACUGAUCUAAAUGAGGCAGAUAUCGGAGUAAUAACACCUUAUCGACAGCAAGUCCUCAAGGUCAAGAAAGUGCUUGAAACCUGGGACUUGCUGGAUAUAAAGGUAGGCAGUGUCGAACAAUUUCAGGGUCAAGAGAAAGAGGUCAUUAUUGUAUCUACAGUAAGGUCAACUGUCAAACAUAAUGAGUUUGACAGAACUUACUGUCUUGGUUUUCUCAGCAAUCCGAAAAGGUUUAAUGUUGCGAUUACUCGGGCCAGAUCGUUGCUCGUCAUUGUCGGAAAUCCACACAUUGUCUGUAAGGACCCUUACUGGGAAAAGCUCUUGUGGCAUUGUUCUGAAAACAACUCCUACCAGGGCUGCCCCCUACCCGAAAGGCAGAACCAUGACUUUGAUGAACCAUUUUCUGGAACUGGCUUAUAUAAUGAAGAAGCAGAAGAUCCCUUUUCCAAAGUAGGGGCAUGGAAUUGUUCAUUUGAAGCAGAAGCUGUUCCCUACAUUCCAAAGCCUGACGAAGCUGAGGGCUCAGAUGGUUGGAAUUAACCAGUAAUAAUAAUUUCUAUAGUUAUAACAAAACAAGCUUUUUAAUUUGUUAUCUUAAGACAAGGACAUACAUAAGACAUUAGAUUUUGUCUCCCACCAUGGCGUUUCUGACAUAGUUAUGCCUAGUUGUGGGAUUUGAACCAAUCCUCUACAUCAAAAUGUUAGAUCUUUUGCAGUAUCUGUAGUAAUUUUGAGAGAAAUAGUCCAAUGCUGAAUCCUUGUUUGCAGUUCUUUUAUGAUUUUUUACCAGCAUUCUUUAUUUUUUGUCAGAAAAAUAGGUGAUUGGUUUGGAUGGAAUCGGAUUUGGUUCGAG